Molecule: messenger RNA, 753 nt
Organism: Megalopta genalis
Lineage: Eukaryota; Metazoa; Arthropoda; Insecta; Hymenoptera; Halictidae
Product: COX assembly mitochondrial protein homolog
Source: RefSeq, a predicted model, not a curated record
GAAGCAGCUAUUGACAACUCUCAAAUGUGCACAAUCAUGAGCGCGGCCUAUAGAGGGACCCGACUACCGUUUACAGACUGUUACAGACUUCACAGUUCACGAACUUUUCCGACGAGGGUAGGAAGCGAAUGUGCAGAAAUGGUGAACCAAAACGUAGAAAAUGGGUUACAUUCGCUAAAAUUUAGUAGUGGACCACAUAAUUUAGGUGAUCCCGAUGAUACAACAUUGAGAAAGGUAGAAAAAGAUGUACUUAUACCGCAAUUAAUCCGAGACAAAGCGAAAGAUGAAAAAUGCAAGGAAGAAGUUGCGGAAUUUUCAAAAUGUUGUGCGGCUAAUAAUGUUUUUAUGGUCGUUAAAUGUAGAAAUGAAAAUUCUACUUUAAAAUCAUGCCUGACAAAAUGGUUCAAUGAUGAAAAGUUCAAAGAAGAAUGUAAACAGCUAUAUUUACAAGACAGAAAACGUUAUCGAAUGACUGGUGUGCCUAAUAAAUCAAGAUUUUCUCAAUUAAAGUCCUCAUAAGUUUUAUUGUUCUUUGAUGAAAACAAGCUUAGAAAUAUAUUAUAAAUGUAUAAAGUAUGAAUAAUAAAUUGUUUAUUAUCUUUUGCUUAAUAAAGUUAUUAACUUCUUCAGCAAUGAGAACAAUAAAAUGAGGUAUAUAAUCCUUUAAAAAAUGUAAACCAAAGCUAUAAUGUAGAUGCAUUUAUUUGCAGAAAUUAAUAAAUACGUAUCACAUACUGUUACCAUGAAUCAUAA